UCGAUAACAAGUUCACACUGACUGGACCACUAAAAGAUUAAAAAUCUCACGAUCCACUUCAAAUCACCACCUCGCUUCUUCUCUUCUUCUUCUUCUUCUUCUUCUUCUUCUUCUGCUCGUGCUUGUCUUAGAUUGUCUACCCCGCAUUUCUCUUGUCUUGAACUCAAUGUAAUAAUCAAGAUGUUCUUCUUCUCACAUCCUUGAUUUUUCUUUAACAAAGAACCUCCACCGCUUUCUCCCGGCAUCUUCGCUUUGCAUCGGCAAAUCUGCAGUUUCCCCAGAUUCCAACGCAGCUCAGUUAAUUCAGAGUGAGAGAGAGAGAGAGAGAGAGAAAGAGAAAGAGAUACAGGACUCCUUCUUGGUUAUGAUGUCCUCUCAGGGUGGCCAGCAGGAGGCCACUCUUUAUUCUCACGAUUCCGAUCGCAGAUCCCCUUCGCCACAGAAUCAGCAACAUCGUCGUGGCUACCAGGCCUGCGAUCCAUGUCGCAAGCGCAAGGUCAAGUGUGACCUCGGUAGUGUUGAUAACCCCCGCCCUCCACCGUGCGUUCGCUGUCGACGAGAAAGUAAGCGAUGCGAAUUCUCCGCCACCCGGCGCAAACGCAAGCCCUCCGACGUCGAGGAGACUCUCGACGGGGUCUUGCGUCGCGAUAAGCGGAUGAUGGUCGGAGAUGUCGCAUCCAACGCCAAUGGCUCUCCCAGCGAUGGUUCGUCCUACCAACAACACGAUCCGUCGCCAUUUGAGUCAACCAGUAGUCAACCACGACCCAAGUGGCUCGAGCGCUCCCCGCCAACGAGCCAGGUGCCCUCAUCCAAUGUGCCUCCGCAGUAUGCUGCCAGCCAGCCUGCUACAUCCACAAACCAGUUUUCAGAUGUAAGGAAUACAAGACCCCCCACCUACUCGGUUGGGGAAAGGGCACCGGGCUCAAGGUUUAGUCUUGAGGGCAACCAGCCCAUGAUGAACCGUACCGCCGUCGAACUCCUGUCGCCCGCGAUCAGUAACAGCCACGAUGCACUGCAUCUUCUGUCGGAGGCCGCAGGACGGACGGAAGACCUGAAUCGCCAGAGCCUUGGGAAUCGCUACGCAGCGGCUCGCCAGUCGGUGUCCUCUUUCAACUCGUCCAUGUCCCCCAUCACCCAGGCGGGAACUCCACAAAGUGCAGGCGGGUCCUUCUCCCGACAGUCGAGAUCGACUGCUGUGCAUUCUGGUUCUUAUUAUCAGGGUGGCGGGUUGGCUACGGGGGAGUCGCACAUCCCCGACAGUAAUGGUCGCGCAGACUCCGUGGACCACUCGUUGGAGUCGGGGUUCCAAGACGCCGUCAAGGCAUGGUCGCGACUACGGUUUGUUCGUGCUGGCUGGCUUUCUGUCGAGGAAUCGAUGGCUUAUGUGGCAUACUACUACGAACAUCUCGCCCCGUUGAGCCCCAUUGUGGUCCCGGAUUUCUCUCAUCCUUCGACUCAUCGUACGCUCCUUACUGACGAACCUGUGCUGGCGGUAACCAUCUUGACAACAUCGUCCCGACAUAUGAAGCCAAAAGGGGACGGAGCACACUCUCGAGCGUUUUACAUUCAUGACCGGCUCUGGUCGUAUCUCCGUGGUAUGAUCGAACGCUUGUUCUGGGGCCAGGAGAAGUUUGGCGGGAACGGCAUUGGGAUCAGCAAACCUCGGUCCUUUGAUUUAGCACCCACUGCGGCCAAAAUCAGCCACAAAGGUAAUCUGAGAUCUUUGGGCACGAUUGAGGCGUUGUUGAUCCUGACGGACUGGCAUCCCCGCAAUUUGCACUUCCCUCCUGGUGAUGAUGAGAAUGCACUGCUUGACCUGGAUGCGAAUGCUCCGAGUCGAUAUGACAGAGAUCUCGACGGCGAUGGCGAAAACGCUACAACUCGAGGUACCAGUGGCGCUCCUGAGGGUCGACUGGCAUUCCAGACGUGGCUGGAGCCAGCGUGGCGGUCAGACAGGAUGUCCUGGAUGUUACUUAGUACUGCACAGGCUUUGGCAUUUGAAUUGGGGGUGUUCGACCAGAAGAAUGACGCAAAGGCUGCCGCUGAAUCCCCAACUGAACAGACCCGCAAGCGUCGGCUGCGUCGACUGAUCCUGGUGUACAUCACGCAGAGUAGUGGCCGCCUGGGUAUUCCCUCUAUGCUGCCCCUCCCCCAAUGGGCCAAUGAUAUCCAACCUACACCCGUAACAGGAUCCAAGGAUAAUGACGUGGAUAAGAUGCAUGAUUGUUGGAUUGGCAUUUCGAAAAUCAUGUACCAAAGUAACCAGCUCCUGUUCGCCUCGAACGAACAGACCUCCGAGCUGAUUCGCAGCGGGCGGUAUCGAGAGCAGAUUGACCGAUUCCAGCCUUUUCUUCGAGAAUGGCGACACAAUAUCGAUGCUACUGAAUUGGCACCUGCAAUGCGGAGUAUUCUCAUGAUCGAGUAUGAAUAUACGCGAUUAUACGUCAACUCUUUAGCCUUGCAGGCGGUGGUCGAUCGAUGGACAACCAUGUCACACGAGGCGGCCCAGGCUCAAAACAACCGACCGGGAUCUGGGCCCGCAUCAGGCAGCGGCGGCUCGUUUCAUGUGCUGAUGGAGCUGUAUCGAGUCAAUGAGCAAUAUAUCCAGGAGGUUGUGGAUGCGUCACGCAAGAUCUUACAAACAGUGCUUGAGGGACUUGUUCCGGGGGAUCAUCUGAAACAUGCUCCUGUGCGAACUUGCUUCCGCAUACUUUCCGGGAUGAUCUUUAUCCUCAAAACAUUCACUCUCGGUGCCAAAGAAGAUGACGUGCGAGUAUCGUUGGACCUGCAAGACCGAACAGUCGAAGCACUGCGCACAUGUGUUGUGGAUGACAUCCACCUGAGCCAUGCGAUCGCGCGACUCCUCGAGCUUCUGACGACCAACAUCCGCACACGGUUUCUUAGGUUUGCCCCCCUGGACCGUAGCGGUGAUGGCGACGGGCAAGAUCGGACACCAGCGCCAGCCUCCCGAGUGCAGUCUCCCCGACAGCGAGAAGGAGGUGGUGGAGUGCAGAAUCGCCGCGACGGGGCCAGCAGCAGUAUCAACAACAACCACCAUAACAGCCGUCAUGGGUGGACCCCCGGACAGCAACAACCGCAACCGCAACCGCAGCAGCAUCAGGGCCACGGAGCGGCAGCAGCAUCAGGGCAAGGUCAGAAUGUCGGCUAUGUGGACGGGCACCCACCGAGUACGACGAUGGCUUCCGUGCAUGAUCCCCUGGCGGGGAUCCCUGUACAACCGAUUAAUUCUUCGAAUAUCAAUGUCUCAUUCAUGCCCCCGCCGCCGUCUGUAUACUACAACUACUAUGAUCCGCGGGCGACGCCGCCGUCGAGGGAGAUGGAAGGAUCGAACGUUGCGCCGCACACCGUGAACGAGAACCCGGGGGCUCCUGACUGGUUUGCGCUGCCGUUGGACCAAUUCUUCAACAGCUCGACGGCGGUUGUGGACCAGGGUCUGGGAGGAACGGGACCGAUGGUGGGCGAGUUCGAUAUGCUGGAAGUUCUCCUCAACGAGCAGUACGACGGGAAUGGCGAUGGGCUUGAGUCAGGGCCAACCCUCCCUUCGCAGUUUAUGCAGGCAUCAUCAUAGGCCGCAUUCUAUGUACGGCAUGAUCAUGCCGAUGCUGUACAUGUUGAUUUUUUCAUGUUUAUUAUAAUACCCGGGGUAUUUAUUGGUGUUUCUCGGGCCGGUUUUACUUGAUUUCCCUUUCUUUUGUGACUUACGCGAACCUUGAUGGUUCAAUCAGCCUGAGAUGAGGAGAUGUUUCCCUUGUACGAUGGAUGGAGUGUACAGUGAUGCGUGAUGAAUAACGGCGGUUCCUUUUCCUAGGAUGCCUUGGUAUGCGACACAAUGAAACACGUGUAUACAAAGUCAUCAGAAUUAAUUUAAGUAGGAAGGCGAGUGUCUCAAUCUGGGCGCACCAGGCUCGUAUUCAGAGAGGCAGGUUACAUGCUUCGUAGCGGUCUCUGAUGUUGUAUAGGGAGGAGGGUUGUUUCACGUGAGCCACAC
Molecule: messenger RNA, 4009 nt
Organism: Aspergillus ochraceoroseus IBT 24754
Lineage: Eukaryota; Fungi; Ascomycota; Eurotiomycetes; Eurotiales; Aspergillaceae
Product: Zn(II)2Cys6 transcription factor domain-containing protein
Exons: 6
Coding region: 365-3589 (1074 amino acids)
Biological process (GO): aromatic amino acid catabolic process; positive regulation of transcription by RNA polymerase II
Cellular component (GO): nucleus
Molecular function (GO): DNA-binding transcription factor activity, RNA polymerase II-specific; zinc ion binding
Source: RefSeq, a predicted model, not a curated record